This is a messenger RNA of Helianthus annuus (common sunflower), 1549 nucleotides long. Its product is annotated as luminal-binding protein 5. Gene Ontology annotation, molecular function: misfolded protein binding; ATP-dependent protein folding chaperone; heat shock protein binding. Gene Ontology annotation, biological process: cellular response to unfolded protein; endoplasmic reticulum unfolded protein response; protein refolding. The transcript has 5 exons. Gene Ontology annotation, cellular component: endoplasmic reticulum lumen; membrane; endoplasmic reticulum chaperone complex. The coding region runs from base 1 to 1356 and encodes 451 amino acids. The record is from RefSeq and is a predicted model, not a curated record. Lineage: Eukaryota; Viridiplantae; Streptophyta; Magnoliopsida; Asterales; Asteraceae.
AUGGGUCGCUCCGGCAUUGUUCUAGCAAUCGUCUUAAUCGGUUGCGUAUUUGCAACUUCAGUCGCGAAAAAACGAUCCAACAAGUUAGAAACUGUUAUAGGGAUUGAUCUCGGGACUAGAUAUUCGUGUGUUGGCGUUUAUAAGAACGACCACGUUGAAAUCAUAGCCAAUGAUCAAGGAAACCGUAUCACUCCGUCGUGGGUGGCUUUCACAGACUCUGAGAGGUUGAUCGGUGAGGCGGCCAAGAAUCAGGCGGCUGUAAACGCCGAAAGGACCGUCUUUGAUGUCAAGAGACUUAUUGGGAGAAAGUUUGAGUACGAAGAAGUUCAAAGAUAUAUGAAACUGGUUCCGUACAAAAUUGUGAACCAAGAUGGGAAGCCAUAUAUCCAAGUUAAAAUCAAGGAUGGGGAGACAAAGGUUUUCAGCCCCGAAGAGAUUAGCGCGAUGAUUCUUACCAAAAUGAAAGAGACGGCCGAAGCAUUCCUUGGAAAGAAAGUUAAAGACGCGGUUGUCAUAGUUCCUACAUACUUCAAUGAUGCCCAAAAGCAGGCUACCAAGGAUGCUGCUGCAAUUGCUGGUUUGAAUGUGGCAAGAAUCAGUAGCGAACCUAUGGCUGCUGCCAUCGCAUACGAUCUAGACAAAGGUGGUGAGAGGAACAUUCUUGUUUUUGACCUUGGUGGUGGAUCGUUUGAUGUUAGCAUCAUGACAGUCGACAAUGGUUUUUUUGAGGUUAUUGCCACAAAUGAAGACGCCCAUCUUGGAGGUGAGGACUUUGAUCAAAAGAUAAUGGAAUACUUCAUCAAAUUGAUCAAGAAUAAACAUGGUAAAGACAUCAGCAAGGACAACAAAGCGCUUGAAAAGCUAAGACGAGAAGCGGAGCGUGCCAAGCGAGCCUUGAGCAGCCAGGACCAGGUCCAUGUCCAGAUCGAGUCACUCUUUGACAAUGUAGAUUUCUCCGAGCCAUUGACUCGAGCUCAAUUUGAGGAGCUGAACAACGACUUGUUCGAAAAGACCAUGGGACAUGUGAAGAAGGCCAUGGAGGAUGCGGGUUUGGAAAAACACCAGAUCGACGAGAUCGUUCUUGUUGGCGAAGGUACCAGGAUUCCAAAGGUUCAACAACUCUUAAAGGAUUAUUUUGAUGGAAAGGAACCAAACAAGGGUGUGAACCCUGAUGAAGCAGUUGCUUUUGGUGCUGCUGUUCAAGGAGGCAUUUUGAGUGGAGAGGUUGGUGGUGAAAGUGAAACUGACGAUCUAUGCGGUACCUGUUGCGAUGCGCUUAAGGCUCUUGAAACUUAUGUUAAUGACAUGAAAAAACAAGUUAAUGAUAAAGAUAAGUUAUCCGAUAAGCUCGAGUAGGAUGAAAAAGAGAGAAUCGAAAGCGCUAUAAAAGAAGCACUUGAAUGGCUUGUUAAUAAUCAGUUAGCUGAGAGAGAUGAGUAUUAUGAGAAGCUGGAAGAAGUAAAAGCCGUUUGUAAUCCGAUCAUAACGGCUGUUUAUCAGAGGUCGGGUGGGGCCCCGGGUGGUGUGGCGGAAGACUACAAUGAUGAAC